CUUUCUGGUGGCGCGUGGCUGAAACUGGUAAAUCGACCUAGUAAAAGUUUGUCACCUACAGCGACUGGUAUUCACUUUUUGCACUUUUGCGGCAGUUUUGUCAUAUAAGUCAUGUACGAACGUGGAAAUUCCGCUUCAACGUUUGCUCUAGCUGUCACUGUUUGAGAAGUCGGAACUAGUAAUGUGCGUCUCUCUUUAUCAUGGAGAGACUGCACUCAGAAGACCCGUCUUUUCAGUGCAGUCGCAUUUCACACUGUGGAAAAAUAAUCUCCUUUCAAUGCAAACAAGCCUCGGGCACAAACGAAGGUGAGCUGGAGUUCUGCUGCUUUUUAUUCAAAAAGGAGAGCAGCAGGUUGCUGAAGGCAGCGCAUGGUGCAGCUGUCAUCUGCAAAAAAACGUCCUCCUGUCACCUGGACAUUGUGAAAUGUAAAUGUGCCGCAGACUUUAGGAAGAGAGUCUCUUCAGCGUGUGUUUUGGUGACACGCAGGAGUGUGAAAGGAGAGAAUUUCAAGUACUCUCUGUUCACACUGAGCAGCCCAGACUACAGACCGAGGCUCUGCUUUGAGUUUAAACUUCCUUAUGAGAUAAAAGGUGACGUGUCCAUCCUCCAGGGUCCCACUGUGUUAUGGAGACACGCUGAAAAUGUCUUUUAUAAGAGCCUUCAGGCAGGUGAGGUGAGGCAGAUUCCUGCCAAGAUGUCCCACAGUGUUGUUGCAGAACCCUACUCUUGUCAAGGACAAAUAUUUGUACUCGGUGUACAAAGUAAACACUUUCAGACCCCAAACAAAACCAUGGCCUAUAUUGUGCAAAAUGGACAAGAGUUUGAGUUUGAUGGUGCACAAAUGUUACCGCACCCUUACAUUUCAAUCACGCAGUGUAUCUUGGUGUUGUCUGCUGAGAAAGUGGACAACAUCCUGAAAUCCACGGUGGUCGCAGCGACUUCUUAUCAGCAGCUCGUCCUUUUCCUGAAUGGGACAGUUAAAGACGUAUGUGCGCUGCCUUUUGAGAAAGCUGAAGAGAUCCAGUUGGUAAACACUGGGAGGAAUGGAUGCCUGUUUGUUGUGUCCUUUCACCAGGGGCAUGUUUGUGCAUUGUGGAAGGAGACAUUUCAAAUUGCCUCUCAGUGGUCAGGCGUCAGCUCCGUUCAUGUUGAUGACUUUCUGGGAUGUGGAACAGAUCAGAUGUUAAUUUUUAAAAACAAUAAAGAAGGCCAUCCUCUGGAGAGCUUCCUUAUCACUGAUCUUUGCGGGAUUUCAUAUUCUUCGGGACAAGACACUGAAUCACCUCAGCGAUCUUCUCUUCCACCCGACAGCAAUCAUCUUGCUCUUCAAGCCUUAGAGUCUAGACUCCAGAGUGGACUGACUGUUCUCCAUGGGCUUCAGAGAGAAGUGAAGGUGAAAGACAGAGUUUUACAGCAGUCAGUCGAAGCCUUGGCUGAAGGAAAAGCUGCUAUCUCACCACCUGAGCAGGAAGACCUUGUUGCUCUGUGGGACUCUGGGGAUGAGUCAAAGGUCGAGCACUUAGAAGAAAAGAUGGAGGACAUGCCUGUAGUCUCUAACUUACCUCACAUUGACAAGCUGUGGCAUCGAAUCAUGGAGGACCAUGUGGUUGUGGGAGUGAUGCUGAUGACUGACAGCUCUGUACCAGUGGCCAACGUGAGUUUAUCCAUUCUGACAGAGACAGGCCAGAGCUCAACGCCUGCAGUCAUCCAGACCACGAGCCAAGUGUUGUUGCUCCCCACACCGGGCCCUUCUACCUCCACCUCCUCCUCCUCCUCCUCUUCCUCUUCUGUAUCACUAGAGCCUGCAGCCAAAAGAAAAAAGCCACACGAUGCCUGCACAGCCAAUGAUCUCAGCACAUGCAGAAUGGCUGUGACCGCUGUGGCCAGACUGGCUCCUCUCUUGAACUCUGACUGUGUCAAGUGCCGUGUCAUGCUCCAUUACGUCCAGAGACCAGAGGCUUUUUCUUUCAUUACCGCCUCGACACCAGUUGUCCUUCAGUGUGGUGAAGUCACGGUGGGCAUCCACAAUCAUUUCCAAAGCCAAUUACUGCAAAACCCCAGCCUCACAACAGAGGAGAUUGAAGAAGACCUCCUGUGUUUGUUGACGCUGCUGGAUCGAUGGGUCUUCCACAUCAACUCUCCUGAUCAGAGCUUAGGUGACAUAGACGGCUGGAUUCAGAAAAAAGCAGGAUGUAGGAGGGUGGACGUGAGUCCUCAGUAUCUGCUGUUCAAUUCUUCAGUUCAGUCAUCAGUCAUGCUGCUGCACUGGCGUCAGAUAAACCCUUUUAACGGGGAACUGUCUGUCCACUCCAGCCAGGUGCAGAUGCUCAAGUUCCUGGACUGUCUCAUGUCCCACCUCCCAAUGUCCUGCACUGUCCACCCUGUCAGGAGCACAGGAGGUCAUGGUGCAGCUCAGAUAUUUCCUCAGACUCUGGAGCUCGAGGUGGGGUCACUCAGAGACUCUCUGUCAUCGCUUUUUGCUCAGAAAGAGGAAAAUUUGAACUCGGGCUCUAAUGAGGCCCCGGAGUCCUCAUCAGUGGAGGGGCUGCAGAGGUGCAGAGAAAAAUGGCAGCAGGAUGUGGAGAGGAGCAGGAGGAGACUGAGCCCCCUAGUGGAUUUGGGGAGGUACCGUCAGCUGACCCAAAGGCUGUGCAAAGUCCAGCUCAAUGGGGAUUUGGCAGCUCUUCUAGAAACACAAGGAGCUCUGCUUCACUGAUUUCCAGUUAUUAUUUUUUUUGCAGAGUCCAAUUAAUGUGCCUGCUUCCUUAUCAUCCGUUUGGUCCUUUUAGAAGGAAGAAAAAAAAGCCUUGAACAGUGAAAUGUGUCAGGUGGAUAGAGAUGGAUCUUCUUGUUUGUUUUUGUCCGUUUCUCCCAAACUAAUAGGCUGUGCCUGUUGCUUAGCUCAACUCUGUGUGUGUGUGUGUGUGUGUGUGUGUGUGUGCUCUCAGAGAGUCUUCUGGGGUUCCUGAGUGCCAUUUGCUGUAUGGAGCUGCUGCCUGUCUCCAAUGGUUCACCUCCCAGGUUUCCCAACUUUAGUCUGAUACUGAUGCAAGGCUACAUCUCUGAUCUGCCCUUUCGUCUGUCUGUGUCCCACUCGACCCUUUGUUCAAAAAUGCUCUUUAACGUCUGCUUUGGUCGCUGCUGUUUGUU
Cynoglossus semilaevis (tongue sole) is the source of this 3151-nucleotide messenger RNA. RefSeq names its product FA complementation group B (gene fancb). The record is from RefSeq and is a predicted model, not a curated record. NCBI's taxonomy places the organism in Eukaryota, Metazoa, Chordata, Actinopteri, Pleuronectiformes, Cynoglossidae. Gene Ontology annotation, cellular component: Fanconi anaemia nuclear complex. Bases 201 to 2717 code for a protein of 838 amino acids. Gene Ontology annotation, biological process: interstrand cross-link repair; negative regulation of double-strand break repair via homologous recombination; positive regulation of double-strand break repair via homologous recombination. The transcript is spliced from 8 exons.